AUGAUAAAGGGAGGGGUGUGGAAGAAGACCGAAGAUGAGAUUCUCAAGGCCGGCGUGAUGAAGUAUGGUAAGAACCAGUGGGCUCGGAUCUCGUCUCUUCUCGUUCGUAAGUCGGCCAAACAGUGUAAAGCUCGCUGGUACGAGUGGCUCGAUCCUUCUAUCAUAAAAACUGAAUGGACCAGAGAAGAAGAUGAGAAACUUCUAAAUCUUGCAAAACUUAUGCCUACUCAGUGGAAAGCUAUCGCUCCUAUUGUCGGCCGUACACCAUCUCAGUGCCUUGAGAGGUACGAAAAUCUUCUUGAUGCAACGGAUGAUCCACGGAAACUAGGUCAUGGCAGCAAUCAAGCGUCGUCGCUGAUAGAGUUGUUUCUUGCUUCCUCAAAAACAUAG
Molecule: messenger RNA, 390 nt
Organism: Microthlaspi erraticum
Lineage: Eukaryota; Viridiplantae; Streptophyta; Magnoliopsida; Brassicales; Brassicaceae
Source: the annotation of a GenBank genome assembly